UGCAAAGAUGGCGUUUUCUCUUCGUGUGUUCGUCCUGCUUUGUGGGAUCAGUGGACUGUUGACUGGAGCUUGGUCCUGGUCCCUCACGAAGGACAAAGAUACUUGCUGUCCUAAAGGCUGGACUCAGUUGGAUGAUCACUGUUACAUCUUCCUAGAUGAAAACAGGACUUUUGCAGAUUCAGAGAGAAUCUGCAACACCAUUGGUGGGAAUCUGGUUUCAAUCACUGACGACCUGGAAAAUUUUGUCGUUUAUGAACUGGCUGUGGUGGGAGGAGCGAGCCAAGCCUGGAUUGGACUCUAUGAUGCCUUUGAGGAUGGAGUGUAUUUUUGGAUUGAUGGCACAGACUUUGAUUUUGAAAACUUUGCCAUGCCAAAAUCUGGUAAUGAUACUUGUGUGGUGAUUCAAACCAAUGGAGGCUCAGGUGAAUGGGUUGGUGAAUCGUGCGACGCAGGGAAUCCAUUCGUUUGCAUCAGCGACGCGAACUGUAACAAGCACUAAUCAUCCCUCUUGUCAUCAUAUCAACUUCAACAAUGACAACAACUAAUCACAAUGGCUAUACUAGAAAAUAUCUAACAUGAGUGGUGUCUUUGUAUGUCGAGGUUUACUAUCAAGUAGGGGUGUAACGAUUUGUUUACAUUAUGAUUCGAUUCCUCCGUCUUGAUGACGAGCUUAACAGAGACACUGAACAGGAUACCGUGGUUUGGUGGGUUUAUAAUAAUACGUUUUGAUAAUGAGACCAAACCGGGAAAGCAAACAGGUACUUUGCAUGUGAAGUGAUGGCAGAUGGCGUGCAGCAGUGUAAGGAAACAUGGUUAUACAAAAGAAGAAUACAUAAGAAACAAUUAUGGCUUCCCAGCCUUUCCUCUCUCCUCCUUCCUCCCCGGUACAAGCGAGGGCGCGUCAUUUAUUGCUUCCGCGUACGUAAGCAAAUAUUGUGACCUGGGCACGCUGCGCUGGAUGGUGAUGUCCGUAAGCUACCGUCUCGAGGCGUACAAAACGUCCUUACUUUGCAUAUUGUGCCCAUAAAUGUCACUUAAAAGGAGUUUCAAAUCAGGACAGACGAGUUAAAUAUGAAAACUGAAUGAAAUGAAGUGAACUUGAGAACCCAGAUCCAUAUAGUUGAAGCGUAGGAAUAUAAAUAGAUCCAUCGAUGUAGUGAAUGAAUCGUUUCACCCCUCCUAUCAAGUCUUAUUUUCUUCUUCUUGUACACUUUCCAGGUGUUAAUCAAGCACAUUAGAAAUGGAAAAGACCAUCUCUCUACUAAAUAAAGGAACCU
Molecule: messenger RNA, 1277 nt
Organism: Dunckerocampus dactyliophorus (ringed pipefish)
Lineage: Eukaryota; Metazoa; Chordata; Actinopteri; Syngnathiformes; Syngnathidae
Product: ladderlectin-like
Exons: 7
Coding region: 8-499 (163 amino acids)
Source: RefSeq, a predicted model, not a curated record